This is a messenger RNA of Arachis stenosperma, 1596 nucleotides long. RefSeq lists its product as uncharacterized. The coding region runs from base 1 to 1596 and encodes 531 amino acids. The transcript has 3 exons. The record is from RefSeq and is a predicted model, not a curated record. Lineage: Eukaryota; Viridiplantae; Streptophyta; Magnoliopsida; Fabales; Fabaceae.
AUGGUGAGAGCCGACUUCUCAGGGGAAGGUCGGUGUACUGUGAGGCUCAACCCUGUGGGUUGGGCCUGUCGUUUGGACUUGGACCUUAGCGUUAGGCCAGGUGGUUCUUAUACUAGAGUAAGAGCAAAUUUAUUGAAGAUUUCAGGAAAAGGAAUUAGAUUUUGUGCAAAAGUUACAUCAACAAAGCUUGAAGAACUUAAGAAACUUGAUAGUGAAAGUACAUUAUUGCAUGAAAGUAAAAAGGCUAAGUCAAUUCCUCUUCCACCCUUAUCUAAUGCAAGUGAACUUGAUUCAAGAAAAAGAAGAGCUACUGGACCUUUGGAGAAAGCUUUUAAUGUGAAUUCAAGGGAGACUCUAGAUUUACAUAUUGCUAGAUUAUUUUUUUCAUCUGGAUUGCCUUUUCAUCUCGCAAAAAAUCUGUAUUUUGUUAAAGCUUUUUCUUAUGCUGCUAAUAAUUAUAUUGAUGGUUAUAUUCCUCUUGGAUAUAAUAAAUUAAGGACAACUUUGCAUGAGAAAGAGAAGCAACAUGUGGAGAGAAUGUUAGAACCUACUAAGAAUUCAUGGAGUGAAAAGGGAGUGAGCAUUGUAAGUGAUGGAUGGAGUGAUCCCCAGAGGAGGCCUCUUCUUAAUUUUAUGGCUGUAACUGAAAGUGGGCCUAUGUUUUUGAAAGCUGUAGAUUAUUCAGAUGAGAUCAAAGACAAGGAUUAUGUUGCAAAUCAAAUAAGAGAUGUGAUAAGAGAAGUCGGUCUCUCAAAUGUAGUGCAGAUUGUGACUGAUAAUGUGCCAGUUUGUAAAGCGGUUGGUUUAUUGAUUGAAGCUAAAUUUCCAUCUGUUUAUUGGACUCCUUGUGUUGUUCAUACUCUCAACUUUGCUUUAAAGGACACUUGUGCAUCUAAGAAUAUAGAGAAGAAUAAUUUUGUUUAUCAAGAAUGCUCAUGGAUUACUCAAAUUGCUGAAGAUGCUUCUUUUAAAAAAAAAUUCAUUGUUAAUCAUCAUAUGAGGUUAUCUAUUUUCAAUGAAUUUAAUACAUUGAAAUUGCUUAAUGUUGCUCCUACUCGAUUUGCUUCUACUAUUGUGAUGCUCAAAAGAUUUAGGUUGUUAAAGCAAGGUCUCAAAGAGAUGGUUAUAAGUGAGAAGUGGUCUUCAUACAAGGAAGAUAAUAUUGGCAAAGCUGAAUUUGUUACAGAAAAGAUUUUGAGUGAAAAUUGGUGGCAAAAUAUUAAUUAUAUUCUUGCUUUCACAAAUCCUAUUUAUGAUGUUUUAAGAAGUACAGACACGGAUGCACCUACUCUUCAUUUGGUCCAUGAGAUGUAUUAUAGCCACCAAGGGUUGAGAGAAGAUCCUACACGAGUUUUUCCUCAUCAAGAUGUUGAGAUCACUAAUGAGAGAGUUAAAUACUUGAAGAGGUAUUUUCCUAAUGAAGAAGAGAGGAGAAAGGUAAAUAUUGAGUUUGCAAAUUUUUCUGAUGAUAGAGGUGUCUUUAAUGAUUAUGACUCUUUGAAUGAUAGAGGCAUAGUUGAUGCAAAGUCUUGGUGGCUAAUUCAUGGUGGUAAAGUAAAAUUUCUUCAACCAAUUGCUCUUAGGCUACUAGGGUAA